Messenger RNA from Fusarium musae, 570 nucleotides. RefSeq lists its product as uncharacterized. The record is from RefSeq and is a predicted model, not a curated record. The coding region runs from base 1 to 570 and encodes 189 amino acids. Lineage: Eukaryota; Fungi; Ascomycota; Sordariomycetes; Hypocreales; Nectriaceae. The transcript has 2 exons.
AUGCCCGAGCUGUCUGACCUGAGAGCGUUGUAUGCCUCUUAUAAGCCCGUCUUCGCUCCCGAGAACCGAAGUAUCAAAAGGAGCCGGAGACGUCCCACGGAGGCGCAGCCCUCUGAUGACGUUGAAGAUGAUACCGCCACCCAAGAUGUGAACCUUGAUGAUGGGGAAAUGUUCUCUCAGCUUUGUGCCGUUACGAACCUUGUCAAGGAGGGCCCAAGGAGCGGACUGUUCAUAAGCCAUGUUAACAUUGUCGAUGGGGUCAUCCGCGUCUUCCGAAAGUGGCUCGCCAAGAUGGCCAGUAGACAGGAUAAAUUCCAGUCCGACUCUGAGAAUAUCAUCUGGAUUGAUACGCACAAUACCGUUGGAAUACGAUUCAGUGUUGCACCGGCAGCAUCUGAAACGAUGCCACUGAUUUCAGGUCCAGAUGAUGAUCCACCAGUUCACUACAAGCUUGUAUACGAAGAAUUGCUCAUAAGAACGAGUAGUCUCCUCCUGGCCGUGGAGCAAUCUGCGGUGCAGGAAAUUGGAAACUCUGGAAAGACUCUUGUGAUUCACGGCGCAGCCAUGUAA